AUGGAGGACGGUGGCGCCAAGCUCAAUGCACCCACGGAGAAAUCAACCGAUGCCAUGGAUGUAGAUGUCCCACCAACUCCUGCCGACAAGAGACAGGCAGCAGCCAUGGCUCGCGCCGAACGAGCUGCGCGUAGAAAACAAAUCCGUGAGGGGUUGACGCCAGGAGGCUCCCAAAUUUCUUCCUUGGCCAGCACGCCGAAUCCCGAGUCCCAACCCGCAUCGCCCGCGCUCAAAGCACAAGAAAAGAAGACGAGGGGAAGGAAAGCGACAAGAAAGAGCACGAGCAUUGCUGAGAAGGAAGAAGAAAAACCACAGGACAAUGCGGUCACAGGGACCCCCGCCGAGACCACCACAGCAGCAGAGCCCGCAGAGCCCGCAGAGUCAGAAGAGCCAGCAGAGCCCGUAGAGGCCACAGAGCCAGCGAAAUCACCUACGCCUACUCCUGCAACAGAUGUCGAGCCGCUUCCCUUCGUGAUCGAUGUGAACCCCACCAAGGGCAAGAUCGCCGACAACACAAGCGUCUCCAUUGCCGGCGACGCCACAUCCAUUGCCCCCAGCUCGGCGUUCGGCGGCGACAGUCAAAUCGGUGGCCCCAACCGCGCGGCGAGGCGGCGGCAGAUGCAGAUUGACAAUCACCGAAAGACAAUCAAGAAGGAGCUCGGCAUACUCGCCGAGUCGGACGAGCGUGCGGAGGAGGUGGACGCGCUGCUCAAGACCUGGGUCACCGAGUUUGACGAAAAGACUGAGGCGCGGGCGGCCAAGAAGAAGGCCAAGAAGAUCGCGUCAAAGGGGAAAGCAAAGGGUAAGCCUUACUCAGGACGAAACAACAAAAAUGAUGAGAAGCAGAAGCAGAUAAAGAAGCAGAAGCAAAAAAAGGCCCUACGAGACCGGCAGGGGGGCAACUAG
This is a messenger RNA of Colletotrichum fioriniae, 906 nucleotides long. RefSeq lists its product as uncharacterized. NCBI's taxonomy places the organism in Eukaryota, Fungi, Ascomycota, Sordariomycetes, Glomerellales, Glomerellaceae. The record is from RefSeq and is a predicted model, not a curated record.